Molecule: messenger RNA, 5674 nt
Organism: Anarrhichthys ocellatus (wolf-eel)
Lineage: Eukaryota; Metazoa; Chordata; Actinopteri; Perciformes; Anarhichadidae
Gene: eng
Product: endoglin
Exons: 14
Coding region: 235-1932 (565 amino acids)
Biological process (GO): cell migration; regulation of transforming growth factor beta receptor signaling pathway; epithelial to mesenchymal transition
Molecular function (GO): transforming growth factor beta binding; transforming growth factor beta receptor activity; type II transforming growth factor beta receptor binding
Source: RefSeq, a predicted model, not a curated record
GGAAAGUCCUGACAUCGUUACAUCGGCCACAUCCUCGCCCGUGGAUUACAAAGCCUUACUUUAUUCAAGAAAGCCACCCUAACCUGAAAAACUGGAGUUGUCUGCUCUUCCGCCGUCACAGUCACUGCUGCUCUGCCACUAGACGAGGACUCUCCAGCCUCUGCCCGAGAAGCUUCACACCCCAGAGACCCAGACUCCGCUUCUACCGGCACCUCGAACGUAAACUUAACAGAGAUGGAAGGUCACGUGGCGCGGUUUGCACUUCUUCUGUGCAUCACGGCUGCAGCCUCUGCCUCAAGUCAGAGGUGUGAUCCAAUGGAGGUUAAUGACAACCCAUGGGUCUACGUGAGUGAGAUUCUAAUUGGCUGUUGGACCAGCUUCAUCAGAGAGGACAAGGCAGAGGUCCACAUCCUUAACCUGAACUUUACCACCACGGAUAUCAACAUGUUCUCUCUGGAGAUGACCAAUGCCAAGCCAAUGAACCUCAUCCUCACCUCCCCAAACAAGGCCUACGGUGCACACGUCCUCAACACCGACGUCAACAUUUAUAUUAACAAUGACUCCACACUCAGUCUUCAUGGUACUCAACAUCAAAACAACAUCCACAAGCAAGACUUCCCGACUCAAGACGAGGAGCUGGUCAAGUGGGCAACACAGAAGUUUGGGGGUGUGACUUCAUUCACCACAGUCAGAAAUCUGAAAACCAUGUCAUCGAUGGGAACAAAAGGAACCAAACCUGGCUCUCGUUCCUGCAUACUCAGAAAUGAGAAUGCAUUAGAGAAGCACUUUAUGGAGAUCGAAACAGCAGCCCGGGCUUCUUUCUUCAAAUUCUGCUCCCCACAGCCAGAGAACCCCGGUGAUAAAGCUGAGCUUCACAUCAUCAACAUCCCGGAUAAUUCCACCACUCGCAACGUAUCACUUCGCGUAGACACCCAGAAGACCAGCGUGUUCCUGAGAGGCCCCCGGGGCACCACAUGGACCAUCAUCAACCCACAGCACGCCCAAUUUGGUUCCACCAAUGACAUCCUGCUGACCACAUUCACACACAGAAUCCCACCGUUUGUUACACUGGACAGCGACAAUGCGGAGGAGGUGCAAAGGAAGGCUUUAGAUCAUUUCAAAGUCAGUACUUUCACCAGCUACACUGAACUCAGACCAGAGGACUCUAUGGUUUCACUGGUUCUUGGAAAAAAAGACAACUCUGGAGCUGUAGAAGCAGCACCAACGCCAGCCACUCCCAUUACAGCUAAUGCCCCUCAUCAGAUGCCUCUGCUGAUGCAGCUAUACACCUCCCCAGACUACCGUUCUCCCCUGGACCCUACCACCAAGGUGCAGAGUGACAAGAGAAUUUAUGCCGAGAUUUCAGUACACACUUUCGGAAAUAUCGCCUUGACCAUCAAGGUGAUCAGCUGCUUUAUGCGCUCCAUGGGCUCAUGCCCUGUUUUGAAAGAGCUGCCCUUCAUGCCGGAGGCCUGUUCCUUAAAUUCUUGUCCCAGCAGCACCCGACUCAGCUUCUCCUUAGAUCAGCUCCAAGAGCUGACCACAUGGGACCUGGAAUGCGCCGUCAAACUUUGUCACAGUGAGAAAUGUGGAGAUGGAGGACGAGUGAAGAGGAAUCUGGAGGUUGCCCAGCCGUGUCUGCAACCACCAACCCCACCAUGCUUUGAUUUUGGCUUACCCGGUGUUCUGGGCAUUGCAUUUGGAGGGUUCCUGAUUGGAGUAUUACUUAUUGGAGCACUGUGGUUUAUCAAGAUUAAAACAGGGUACCCAACUGGACUGGACAUUAGCUCAACUGCAGCAAAUCUACCUGGAUGUCCCUGUUCAGGGGCAAAACGACAACCUGUCUCCACCAACCCUUCCCCCUCUGAGAACAGCAGCGCCAACGCAAGCAUUGGAAGCACCCAAAGCACGCCGACCAGCAGCAUGGCAUGAGAUUAUGGUAAUCUCCACCACCAGCAGAGCCACCCUUCAAAGUCACCUAUGUGGGUUUUGUGCUUUCGUUUUCUUUAAUAAUGCUUAAAAAGCAUUUCUCCCUUCCCUGCCCCUUUCAAAUCCUCAUUUAAAAAGCACAACCCACAUCUUUGACUUACCAAGCCUGGAAUGUAUGUGAUCUGGGAGUUUGUAAUGGUGGAUCGAAGGUGGGGGGGGGGGGGUGGGUGACGGAUGACAGAAGUCUAAUCAAUGGCCUCUGACGCUCACUUUGCGGCCUCUCUGUAGAGUCAAGCUCCUAGACAGGAAGUUAAAGAGGGCAAGAGAAAAAAAAUUGGCUCCAAGCAACAGGAAAAACAAACCAUAUCCCCCAAGAGCUAACAGGAAAUUCCCUGCAUUCCUUUCAGUGAAUUAUGCUUGUGUGAUGGCUGCACAAUAAUAGUUAGACAGGAGACAAACCAGUCCAAAGACCGGCUUUAAAAAAAAAAAAACAGAUGAAAAACUGUUUUGCAUUCACAUCUAAGCUAUAACAAUAUGUAAGGCUUGUGGCUAUGUCAGCCCAAAAAGUUAUUAACAGCGUCUCUGAGACUGAAAAGCUCAACAUGUUAGGAUCUCAAACCUGUCUAUGAAAUGCUCACUUAAAGGGGUAUUCGUCUUAAUUGGAGUGCAAGGUCAAUAGUUAACAGCUACCUCCUAUUAUUUAGAAGUCUGGAGUUAAGUUUAAACUUAAUACUAGAUUUCACUGGUGAAUUGAUCUUACUUUCUGCCUUUUUUCAAUUUUUGUUUUAUUCUGUGUCGCUUUAGGUGAAUCUUGUCGUUGACCUCUGUGGUCAUUUGUAGCUCUCGACAACAAAGUCAUUUUGCCAUUUUCAUACUAUCCAAUAUCUGUGUCAUACCAUAUGGGCAUUCAUAUCAAAGUCAAGUUCUAUCCAUCCAGUCUAUUGGAAGAUCCAGAGAAUAUAUGCAUGAUUUCCUAAUUACUCAACAAAACCAAUCCUAAAUUCUAUUUAUGGCCCGAAGGACACAAUAAAUAAUGAACCAUUAAGAAAAAAAGUACUUCUGUUUAUGUGAACUGAGAAAUACUCACUUUUGUAGUGUACAGUUAGUACAAAAACUCACAUUAGUUCUCAUACAGCUACGCCCACAGGGUGGAGUUUCCCCAAAAUAGUCCGUCUGGAGGUGGAAUUCCAGUACUUUUCCUUUGCACAAUGUGCAUUUUCAGUCCAUCACAAUUGCCUGGCAAUUAGUUGUAACCAUAUACAGUAUCCAUUCAUGUCAUUUCUGUAAAAUACAUAAAUACAAAAACACAUUUCACUGAAUAUAUUGCAUUCAAGUAUUUUUGGACAGAUUGAAUCAUCCCCCUGAUGAACUAAAUGCCAAUGCUGAUGGUGUAUAAACCGUAAUACUCUUCCAAUAUUUGAAGAUCAAGACUUUUAAGAAGUAUAAAGUGCCCCAACCUGCUUUCUCAUUUUCAAUGACUUUUCAUGUAAGAUGAGUGCACAAAAGGGAAAUCCUUUUUAGACCCCUGAUGGAUGUUAUGGGUCGAUGUAACCAAACUCCUAGCAACUUUUAUUCCUUGUGGGGGAACUUUUGGUACAAACGAUAGGCUUUCACAAUGAACACAUUGAUAUGUUUGUUUCAAACGAAUGGGCUAGAAAACCUGAUUUCUCGGUGAAAACUGGCAAACUCAGACAUGAGGCCUGUACACACGUGGGCUCUAUUUCAGUUUGACUUUGAGUUUUAAGUUUAACACCUGCAAGCCCACUUCUCCCUAAUUUUUCAAACUUCAACUUCCUAUACAAGUCACCAGCUCUGAAUACAGCCUGUUCGGACUCCAAAGUAUAAUCAAUAAUAACAACAGUAUAAGAACACAUUUUAUAUGCACUGUUUGCAACAAUACAUUAGUCAUUCCGUUGUGCUUUAACCCCAUGAAGACUGCUUUUAAAAUAUCAACUCUAGCUUUAUUUCCAGCUGUCACAUGUGCCGAAUGAUAUGGAAACUGUCACUUGAGAGGGAUGCAUUCCUCAUUCAAAUGAUUUACUUCUGCUCUCUACAUUUGAUAGGCUGCAUCAGCCGCUGCAGUGCUAAUGCUAGACAGAAGCUGCAUAGAUGCAUAAUAAGGACUCAUGAGGGCUACAACUGUACAGUGACGGUUGAUCCGUGAACCCAAUAUUUGUUUCAAUGUACAAAUGUAAAUGUAAUUUCAUUUUUUUUUUUUCACUCCGUUACCUCUUAAAAAAUAUUGCCAUCACACGGCUUGUGGAAUAAGUAACACAUUUGUAUCCACAGUAGCUUUGACACAAGCGCCACAAUUGUGAUGUUAAAACAUUUCGUUUUAUACAUUUGAAACAAUGACCCUUACAUGAAUAUAUAUAAAUAUAUAUUCACACUCCAAAUAGUUACUUGCCUUCUGAUUUAGUUAAAAUAAUUUAUUAACCUUCAAACCCUAAUCUCAGUAUUCAGCGUAUUCCAAAACGACUGUUGUGUAUGUAAUCUGUCUCCUCAUUGUAUGUGAGCUAUGUAGCCUCUUACCCACCUCUCUAUCUCAGUGUGUGUGUGUGUGUGCAUGCACAAUCCUUUGUGUGUGCCUGAUUUUCUUUGUGUAUUUGUAUAGAGACGGAGAACAAAGAGGGCCAGUACAAAUUGCCACUUGAGUAUUUGUGCAAUAUGAUGAGGUAAACUUGUAUGUCAAUAUGUAGUUUUUUUUACCAUGUAUUUUUGUGCAAAUGUAUAAUUUUCUUACUUUGAACCUUUUCCUUAACAGACUUUGUUCUUAUUUGGAGAACUGGGACAAUUCCUAAUCAAGGCACUCGUCAAAUGCAUAAAUUUGUUUUGUAUUGUUAUCUUAGUUUUUCUCCUUCUCGUAUAGAUUUGGGUUUUGAUUACAAUGUAGUCACAGACAGUGCAUGUCACAUCGCAUGUCAAAGACGGAAAGAUGUUGUUUUUUUUACCCCUGUUUGACUUUUGCUCGAACCCUAAGAUUCUCCUUCUGUCCAAAAAAACAUGGCAUAUCUCUGCCGAUACUGACAUCCUGACAUUGUAUUGCGUUCAUUGUACUAUCUUCGCUGGGUGUGAUGGGGAAGUACGUUUUUGAAAGACAGAAUGUCUCGCCACAGAGGAAAAUCUAAAGGAAAUAUUCAACACUCACAAACUUGUCGAGUGCAGGGAACAGUCAAACUUAAAACAGUACAAAUGUGGUGGUUAUUGAGAAGUUUUUUAUUUCAUUUUUUUAAUGUCAGGUAUUCUGUAGCUGUGUUAAACCAGCCACAGUGACUGACAGAUUCUGUCUGAGCACUGACAGUAAAAUCAGACAGGUUGCCAGUUAAUUCACUUGUUAACCCUGCAGAUCCCUUCGUUACAUCUGACAACAGCUUCCUCAUCCAGAGACAGUCUACACAGUUAACACAAUAUGUGUGUGUCUGUGUGUGUGCACACAUACACAGUAUCUGUGUCUGUUUUGUAGGUGUACAAUACAAACUAUGCCUACAUUUAUGUGAGCGGAUCCUUGCUCCAGUCUCUUAACAAUGUCCGUAUUCUGAAUUCUUACCAAAGAAGCUGAAGCCUUAACAACACGUCAGAAUGUCUGCUUUGAUUUAAUCAAGUGUAACAUGCAGUGUUUCCUUUUGUACCAUUGAAAAUGGGUCCAUUUCUUGAGAUAGUACUAAUCUGAUGUAAUUCUACCUUGUCUCCGAAGAAAUAUAUGUUUUGUCUGAAAGUAUCUUAAUAAAGUGAAUAUGACAAUUGC